Pundamilia nyererei is the source of this 805-nucleotide messenger RNA. Lineage: Eukaryota; Metazoa; Chordata; Actinopteri; Cichliformes; Cichlidae. The record is from RefSeq and is a predicted model, not a curated record.
AUGCAGACUGAAACGUCACUCGCUACCGAUUACCAUGGCAACGCCAGGACUUCUUGUCUGCACAGGAAACAGCCGGGAUUCAACCCUCUCAAACAUCUGGAGACAUCUCAGCGAAGCCAUGAAAUCGUCCUCGGUGGGUCAGCGGCUCGUCUUUGGGGCGCCGAGCGAUUUCUCCGCUCCGAUAUAAAUGCGAUAAAGACGUCUCUGAUCGCGGUCGUAUCAAGGCUGCGCCACACUGGCGGUUCAGUCCAACCCUGCGUUCAAGUGGUGUUCGACCAGAUCGUGUCUGUUUCCUGUGUUCAGUUUAAGGAGUUUCUGGGGACGUACAACAAGGUGACGGAGAACUGCUUCAUGGACUGCGUCCGAGACUUCACCACAAGAGACGUGAAGCCCGAGGAGUCGAGCUGCUCCGAGUCGUGCCUGCAGAAGUACCUGAAGAUGACUCAGAGGAUCUCCAUGCGUUUCCAGGAGUAUCACAUCCAGCAGAACGAGGCUCUGGCAGCUAAAGCUGGCCUGCUGGGACAGCCGCGCUGACCCUGAACCUGGGCCAGGCCGGGCCGUGCUGGUCCAGCAGAUCUUCCGGCGCUGUAAAAACGGACUCUGAAGCUGCGCGUGAGGACGUUUUGUUGUAGUUUCUGACCUGAAGCUCCGCCCCCUCAGAUUCUAUCUGCAGGGUUAGUCGGCUGUUCUGUGCAUCAUGGGAAAUGUAGUUUCAGAUUCUUUAUUAACAUGCAGAAUAUUCAUUUAAUGUGCACAUUUGUCUUUUUAUUGAACACAACGACCGACCGAUGUGGUGAUGAUGAUG